Messenger RNA from Wyeomyia smithii (pitcher-plant mosquito), 8650 nucleotides. RefSeq names its product leucine-rich repeat serine/threonine-protein kinase 1 (gene Lrrk). Gene Ontology annotation, molecular function: protein kinase activity; protein binding; ATP binding. The coding region runs from base 694 to 8484 and encodes 2596 amino acids. The transcript has 12 exons. The record is from RefSeq and is a predicted model, not a curated record. Gene Ontology annotation, biological process: protein phosphorylation. NCBI's taxonomy places the organism in Eukaryota, Metazoa, Arthropoda, Insecta, Diptera, Culicidae.
CUGGUGUUUGCUUACCAACAAAAAGGGACAAAUGUCGAUAAAAUCGUUAUCAUGCACAGCUUGUGCAAUUUUGCCUAGUAUUUGCAGUGCUUUGUCUAGUUUGUUCAACAUCCAAACCGUUUCGAAAUCAUCAAACAAUAAUGUGAAGUUCGUACUAGUUUGUAAAAGUGUCGAAAAAUAGUGAAGAUCUCCUAAUUCUGUUGUUAUUUAUUUUUCCUCUACUCGCUUCGCGUUCCGAUUCGAUCCGCUUGAAGGUUGCCUCUGUUGGUGUGCGAAAAAUUUCCUUCAGUUCCAUCGCACUUGCGCAGUGGUCAACACCAGUCUAGUUUCUGUGGUCGAUGAUGACCAGUCGUAAAUCUCGGGCAUCGUAAAAAAAAAGAAAAUUUAGCAUUGUUUCCCACACAAGCUGCUUGCAUAAAUUGGUUGCAUCCGGUCUCCGAUAAUUGGUGCAUUUCGAGAGAACACUAAACACAGCACCGCUGGUGAUUCCGUCGUCAUUCGUUCCGAUCCCUGUCCAGCGGGGGGUAUCAACGCUAAUCGAAUGCAAGUGGAACUGGGUUAAGAGUGCCGUCGAACCGUGGAAGAAAGCAACGGCGAAGGGUGGAAAUUCCGGAAGAAAAAAAUAGUGAAUUAUGGCCCGAAAUCAGAGCAUCCACCGGACGGGUUAAGUGCUUUGGAUAGUAGUGAGUGAAAAUGACCUCGACCCCGUCGCCGGAGAGCGAAGAGUUUCCCGGCAGGUUGCUGCACCAGGCCGCACUCUGGGACAAUGCCGAGCUGCUGGAGGAUCUACUCCAGGAGGAAGCCCACCUGAUCGACUGUCUGGACUCGUGGGGUCGUGCUCCGGUUCAUGCGGCGGCCAUCACCGCCGACUCGCGCUGUUUGCCUAUGCUGAUCAAUGCUGGUGCGAAGAUCGAUGCCACUAGUGGACCGCGAGGUGAUAAUAAGACUGCUCUCCAUCUGAGUGCGGAACAUGGACACGUGACGAACGUCCAGGUGCUGCUGGACGCUGGUGCAUCCUUCACCGCCAAAGAUCGAAAUGGACUGACGGCGCUGGAUUUGGCGGAACGCAGCGGACAUGAGGACUGCAUCAGCCUGCUAAAGCAGGCCGCAGAUACCCGCGAGCAAAUUCGCGCUCAGAAGCACAAGAACCUGCGCGAAGCGGUAACAUCAUCGGAUGAAACCCUGGUUCAGCUACUGUUGGAUAGCAUCGGACCAGAGCGAGAGAUCAUCGUCAAUAUGGCUCCGGGAGGUGCAAAUACGCUUCUAUUCAUCGCCUCGCAGAACGGAUCUGAAAAAGUUGUACAACUACUGCUGGAAGCCGGAGCCGAUGGUCGGGCGCAUGCCGUCACAAAGUACUCUCCCCUCUAUACGGCGGUGCACAACGGACACACGAAGGUUGCCGCCAUGUUGCUGCACCGUUUUCCUGAGCUGGUACAACAACUGACCGUGGAACGGUGGCUGCCGUUCCACGCUGCUUGCAUUAACGGCCACUGUCCGGUCGUUGAAUUACUAAUUAAACAUUCCUAUCCGGAGGAACUAAUCAGUUCUUUCAGACAUGAACCUACUCCUAACAGGGACCCCAGUGGAGAGCUGGAAUGGCGUCUAGCCUUCGAUCCGAAUACCCAGGAUGUUACCGGACAAACGGCGCUCUACGUUAGCUGUCUACUCGGUAAUCGCCAGCUGGUGGAAAUGCUACUGAACUGGAAGGUCCGAUGCGUUCGGCACAGUCUUGCCAACGACGAUACGAUAUCCCAAGCUACGGACGCUCUCAGCCCUUCGGCGAAUCCGUUAAGUCCUACCAAUCGUCGGAUUUCUUUUGGCAUUCAAUCGAUUAUGUCCCGGUUGAGCUUGGGACGUGAUCCUGCGGAUGAUCGAAAUGAGAAUGCCGAAAUAAGAUGUCCAUUAGAUUUGAACAUUUUGUGCGGCGCUGCUCGAGAAACGGCGCUUCUGGCUGCCGUCCGGGGAAGCUUUCUCGAUGUGGUGACGCUGCUAUUGCAGAACGGAGCCGAUCCUAACGUUGUGGCACGAGCCGUGGAAGAUCAAAAUGAUCCGAAAUCAUCUGACGAAAUCUACGGCUUCUCCAAUGUUCCUCUAGCUGAGGCAACCCGGCAGAAGUCACUGGCGAUGGUGGAUCUUCUUUUGAAGUAUGGUGCCAAAGACGAUCAGUCAAUCGCACUAGGAAUUGCUAUUCAAAAUGCAGAUGAACAAAUCGUGUGCCGGUUGCUGUCCAUCAAAGCGCACGCCGAUCCAGAUUACAAAAUUAAUAAGAAAGCACUAACCCAGGAUGCGGAAUACAGUGCUCUGCCCAUCGUGGGAAGUUUCACGUAUAGUUCACUGUUUCCCAGCACCGCAACAAUGAUCAACUGGCACAGCAGCAAUUGUCGGUUGUCGGAAAUCAAAAUGUCCUGGCUCAGCGAAGCCGUCCUGCAGUGUAAUCCCAAGCUGAAAGGUCAUCCUCGCUGCCAGCAGCUUGCACUUGGAGCUCUAACCCGCAUCGACAUCUCGCACAACUGUUUGUCUUAUCUUCCGGCUGAGCUCUUCACCCUAGGUAGUCUGCGCUAUCUAAAUGCCGCCCAAAAUCUACUUGAGCUGUUACCGAACCCGGAAGAUAUCGAUCCGUCUUUCAACCAACAAAAACGUCGUCAUUCGAAGAUACCCCAUCACGAGUACAACUGUCCCGUGUUGGAAGAGCUCUACCUACAGGACAACCGACUUGAAGCCAUUCCGCCUCGCAUCUUUUUGCUUCCAAGCCUCACCAUCCUUGACGUUUCCAACAACAAACUCCAGCAGCUGCCAUUCGAGCUGUGGAAAUCUCCCAAACUGAAGGAGCUCAACGUAGCGUUCAACUUCCUAAAAGAUCUACCCUCUCUACCCAACCGCUUCGAACAAAGCGGAGACGCAACCGAGCCACCCUCACCCGUCACCGAGGCGUGUCUUUUCCACGCUUAUUCGUGCGAGGAAAACAUGGAUUCCCUCGCCCGGAGCCGCAACGUCGCCAGUCUAGAAAUCGUCAAACAUCACAUCUGGUCCAAGUCGCUGGAGGUAACCGACCAAGAGCUGCGUCUGCCCGAUGCCAAAAACGAUCAUACAGUCUCGCAGCUUAGCAGCCUAAACUUGGCCAACAAUCUCUUCACUAGCAUUCCACUGGCGCUGCCCUGCCUAGCGGUGAACCUGACCCGCCUCAACAUGUCCUACAACAGCCUUCGUUCGAUGGGUCACGUCACCAGCUAUCCAGCCUCGCUAAAACAGCUCGACCUCGGCCAUAAUGAAAUCAGCUGCUGGCCUAGUCUGCCCCGAAUUGCUGCAUCCGAUCCACACCUGAUGUGCUACAAUCCCCAAGAGCCGAAGAAAAACUCGAGCAAAAGUUCUCUCGUCAGUAGCGGAAGCAGCGCUUCCGGUAGUACGGGAACCCCGUACGCCAAUGAGGUUACCGUCGUGAAGUCGUCCACCAGUUCCAACAACAUAACUUCUCUCCGGACGGCCGUCCUCAAGAGUGUUUGCGCCCACCGAAGACACUUGCGGUUGGAGUCUCUACGAACGUUGGUCCUAGCGGACAACUCGCUCACGCGAAUUCAACUUUCCACGGAUGAUGUCACCACUUUAGGCGAAUCGGAGGACGCCGAGUGGAGUUUGAUCGGAGUAGCCAAGUCCAGGUUGAUCUUUCCGAACCUAUCGAUGUUGGACAUCAGUAACAAUUCACUCAAGGAGAUUCCUCCAUCCAUACACGAGCUAACGAACCUGAGCGUACUGAAUAUCAGUGGAAAUAUGGACGUGACCGAGCUGCCACCACACAUGGGUCUGCUGUCGCGUUUGUGGAAUCUGAACACCAGAGGCUGUUCGCUGCAAGACCCGCUGCGUUCGAUGAUUGAUAGUAAGAAAUACAAAACGAUGGACAUAAUCGGCUAUUUGAAGUCGGUUUAUGAAGACGCCCGACCGUACGCCAGGAUGAAACUGAUGGUGGUGGGAGUGCAGGGAAUAGGGAAGACUAGUUUGCUAGAUCAACUGCGAAGCGAGGGUCCCUCGCGAAACAAAAAGCAGGUCGAUCACUGGGCUAAGCGGAUGGGACAUAAGAACAUUAAUACGAAAACCAGCCGGGGGAUCAACAUGUCGACGGUUGGGGUCGACAUCGGGGAUUGGAUUUGCGAGAAGAAACUGCGGGGACAUUCGACGCACGGGCCGGUAGUUUUUCGGACGUGGGAUUUCGGUGGUCAGAAGGAGUACUAUGCGACGCAUCAGUACUUUUUGUCGAAGCGCAGUUUGUACCUGGUGUUGUGGAGGAUUAUCGAUGGUCGGAAGGGACUGGCGGAGGUAUUGCAGUGGUUGGGGAAUAUACAGGCACGGGCACCGAAUUCGCCUGUGAUAAUCGUGGGUACCCACUAUGACGCUGUGGGUGAGACGUUGCCCGCGAAGAAGGCUGAAGAGCUGCAGCAGGUUAUUCGCGAUCGGUUCAUAGCGGUGUCGGAUGCAGAGAAAAUUGGACUGCCGAGGGUUUUGGACUCGAUCGAAGUGAGUUGUAAGACGGGACAUAACAUUAAGUUGCUGGCGAAUUUGAUCUACGAUACAGCGUUUUCCCUGAGGCCUCCGGGUUGUAAGGAACCACUGCUAUAUCAACGUGUCCCUGCUAGCUAUCUAGCGCUGGAGGAUGUCGUGGGGACGAUUUCUGGUACGUUGCGGCAGUUUGGCGCGGAUCCGGUGCUGGAUGCCGAACGCUACCGGCACAUGGUUACGCAGGAGAUGCAGCUGCGUGGUUUGAAGGGGUUCCGUGAUUGGUCCGAACUGAAUCAGGCAACCAUGUUUCUGCACGAUAAUGGAGUUCUUCUGCAUUACGACGAUGCAACGUUGAGAGAUUUGUACUUCCUGGAUCCGCAGUGGUUGUGUGACAUGCUGGCGCAUGUUGUCACCGUUAGGGAGAUCAAUCCGUUCGCCAGAACGGGUGUGAUGAAGAUGGACGAUCUGCAACAUGUUUUCAAAAGUUCAUGUCUGGGAAGCAGUGAUAAUCGAGGCUAUAUUGUAAGUUUGCUUAACAAGUUCGAGGUAGCGCUGUCGUGGGAUGCCCGAACGCUACUUAUUCCUUCGUUGCUGCCUAUCGAAGAGGACUGCACGGCCGAGCGGGUGGUAACUGUUAAGAUCGCCACCCGCUCCAAAGGCUGGGUGAUGCGCACACGACGCAACCCGAUGAACACCGCAUUUCCCACGUACGAACCCGUUACUUCGGAGCCAGCAACUCCGGUCUUGAGCAACGCUUACGACACGCAAACACUACCCCGAACGGAGCGUUCAAUAUCUCGCCUACUGCUAAUGUCCUACUUUCCGUCCGGUUUCUGGUCCCGUCUGAUAACCCGUGUGCUGGCCGAUGAUCAAGUCGUGGAAGCAAUCCGUUGCCUGUAUCCCCUGCCGAAGGAGGCAGCAGCCGAUCCGGAUAUCAACCAGCUGUUGAACCACUCCGCGCACUGGGCCGUCUGGCAGACGGGACUCGCCCUGUACUGCGGCUCGACACUGGUCUUCAAGAUGCGAGAAAUUUCCGUAACUUGCCCGAACUCCCCGUACCGCAAUCCGAUGAAUCGCUUCAAGCUUAAGCAGGAUGGCAUUUGGUGUGAUAUCGAUCUUACAUCCACCUCGAUACUGGAGAUUUUCUUUCCGUGUAAUGCCCAGAAGAUUCGUAAGCUUAACGAAGUGGGAGUCGAGCUUAGUGCGGUGGAGAUUGAAGCGAACAUCCAAUGUGUGACGCAAUUGCUUGCACUUAGUGUAGAUCAUAUCGAUCUACUGCUGGAAGAUUGGUACCCAACGUUGGGUACGAGAUUCGUGCAUACUUCGGAAGGUCGCUUCCUGGUUACUCGGUUGGUACCAUGCCCGCGAUGUCUUCGCGACUGCGAAGAUCGUCACGGUUCAAACUUCCCCUCGCAGGUGAAACCAAGCAACAGCGGUGGCCAGCGGCCGACUCUUCACAAACGGCUAAGCAUGGACAGGAGGGCGGAGUUUGGCGAACCGAGCGGGUUGAACGAGCUGCCGGGAAUUUUGAACGAUUUGGUAUCCGCUAGAAAGUCACAGGAUUCGGUCGGUUGGUCGGAUUGUGACUCCGGUGUCGGACAAGAGUCGGCCGAUAGUUCUCGGGCGACUUCGAUCGAGGGACAUCCGUUGGUGGCUGCUGGAGACCUGCCGGGACCGCCAGCCUAUUCGUGGAUGGUGGAGGAGUGUAUUCUUGCGGCGUACGAUAAGCGCUCCGUCGGUUGUCCAAUCCAUGGUGAGAUUGAGCUGAGCAGAGUUACCCCAGAUGUGAACUUUAUGGAUUUAUCAGAGAACUAUCUGAUUCGUUCGGAGGAUGUUCACCGAGGUCCUCUGCUGGGGCGAGGUGCGUUCGGCUUUGUGUUCAAAGCGACCUGCAGAACGCGUGGCUCUAAAACGGUAAUUCCGGUGGCUAUGAAAAUGCUUCAACCGGUUGCACCGGGUCCGCGGGCCCGUCAGAGUGCCAUCAUAGCGUACAAAGCUGCCCUGGGUAAGUGGGAACGGGAUCCGCUGCAGCAUUCGUGCAAGGCUUACUGUACGGCACGCCAGGAGCUAGCGGUGCUGCUGACUUUGCGCCACUCAAAUAUUGUUCCGCUGAUUGGAGUAUGCACUCAGCCACUGGCAUUGGUGUUGGAUUUGGCACCGAAGGGGGCACUGGAUGCGGUGCUGAGACACUUCCGUCGCAGUGGUGCCCGCAUCGGUCCUUACUGCUUCCAGUCACUAGUGCUGCAAGCAGCCAAAGCGAUGGAGUAUCUUCAUCGGCGCAGAGUUAUCUAUCGCGAUCUGAAGGCGGAGAAUAUUCUGGUUUGGGAGUUUCCGGAACCACAUGCAGACGACCACCCGUCGAAUGUGGUUCACAUCAAGGUGGCUGACUACGGCAUCAGCCGUAUAACGCUACCGUCCGGUUCCAAAGGUUUCGGGGGUACCGAAGGCUUCAUGGCGCCGGAAAUUAUGCGUCACAACGGGGAAGAAGAGUACACCGAAAAGGUGGACUGCUUCUCCUUCGGAAUGUUUCUAUAUGAGCUGAUUGCGUUGCGGCAACCCUUCGAGGGACACGAAGCCGUUAAGGAGUGCAUACUGGAGGGAGGACGCCCGGUGUUGACACAACGGGAAACACAGUUCCCCUCAUACUGUCUGGAUUUGAUGGUGCUGUGCUGGGAUCAACAGCCGAAGGUUCGUCCUUCCGCUAGCCAGAUCGUGUCGAUAGCCAGCGCUCCAGAGUUCACACAUCUGAUUGAUGUUUGUUCCCUGAAUCACCCCGGUAAUACGAUGGAUGGCAUCGCAUGUCAGAUAGCGAACAUUGACGAUGAAGCGGUCGUUUCCGCCUAUGAGUUGUGGGUGCCCUGUUCUAAUUCCCGGAUCGACAUCCUGUUGGGAUCGUUGAAGGGUUGGCAGCAGUAUCACAGAAUACCUUGCCCACAGAUUUCGACCCCGGUUAAGACAGCCGGAUCGUCAAGCGGUUAUCACUCGCAACCAACUACUCCUCAUCAGGGAAAACACACGAAACUUACGACUGCGUGUAUUGUCGAGAAGGCCGUUUGGGUCGGAGAUGCCGAAGGCAAUAUCUAUGCUUUCAACGCUUCGGAUUGUGCACAUCUGUUUUCCUAUGCUCUUGAGCCGGCUCAGCCUUGUCCCGUCGUUGCGUUGGUCUAUCUUAAGAAGUUCAAUCGCGUGGCGGCUGGCCUGGAAAAUGGACGCCUUUUUCUGCUGGACUCUAGCCUUGUUCCUAGCACGUACGUACUGGCGGAAGGCAGCUUCGUUCUGUCCGAGCUGGGCUCCGGCGAACGGCUUUACAGCGUCUGUCCCUUGUGGACAAACGAAACGGACUGCGAGCUGUGGUGCGGUGAUGCGGAAGGAGCUCUCAAUGUUUUCUCGUUGAAAAAUUCGCACGUUUCCGGUCAGCAUCGAUUGGUACAUUUUCCGGCACCCAUUCCGUCGCGUGGCCUCACGGUUGGCCUGCUGUGCGCUUCCGAUGAGUACGUCUACUCGUACGUCGCACCCGGUUGCAUCCUCUAUCAAUGGAGUGCCACCGGCAAGCAGAUCGAGAACCGGUUGGACUGUUCGAAGCUGGUGCCCUGCUCCGAGAGUCUCAAGAGCAUCGCCAUCGAUGAACAUCUCAGCCCGGGAAAAUGUCAGGUCAGCGCAAUGGCCGCCCUAAACGGUGAGCUGUACGUCGGCACCACCUGGGGCUGCAUUAUUAUCGUCGAAAAGCAAUCGCUCCGACCGAUCACGAUUUUCCGUCCCUUCGAGGAGGACGUUCGCUGUAUCAUUCCACUGUACGGUGGGGUGACUCCGAUGCUGGUUACCAUCGGGCGGGGCUAUCGGUCGCUGAUCGGUCGCUACACGGAUGUCACCACCGGUCAGGUUACGACCCCGUCCACCACGGCGCAGGAAAAGCGUUUCAAGGAGUCUCUGCUUAAGGAUCGAUCGAACAACAUGCAUGCGCUGAUCUGGACCGCAGAGCACUGGACGCCCAUUUAAAUGGGGACAAAUUUUAAUGUUUAGAAUAGGUGUUUCAACUUUUUCUGUGAUUUUACGAAUAGCGUUUAAACAGCAUGUUCCAGAGAUUAUCCGAAUUGACAAAGUUUUUUGCCUAUCUUCUAAUAGAAAUAAAAAUUUCGGAAGCUUUAGCAGCUUGUGAAUCAGA